AUGUUUCAAACUAAAACAAAAUAAAAAAGCUUUAGAGAAUUACAUACUGUGUAAGAGAGACAAGCGAUAUUUAAGGAUAAGAUAAGUCAUUACCCAGAUAUGAUUCCUGUGAUUUUAGAGAAACAUCCAAAAUCUAAAAUCUAACAUUUGAAUAAACAAUUGUACUUUCUACCUUAAAAUAUUGAUAUUUACUUUCGGAUGAUUCAAUUCCGCGAUACAAUAAAAAGCACUUUACAGAUUUCAUCUAAGUAAUCUCUAUACUUUCAUAUUGGAAAUCAAGUGUUACCUGAAGAUAUCAAAUUGGCAGAUAUUUAUGAGAAGAAGAAGGAUUCAGAAGAUGGAUUCUUAUAUAUAACUUUCUCUGAUUUAGAAGUCUUUGGAUUCAAUUCUAAUUGA
Paramecium tetraurelia is the source of this 396-nucleotide messenger RNA. RefSeq lists its product as uncharacterized. The transcript has 3 exons. NCBI's taxonomy places the organism in Eukaryota, Ciliophora, Oligohymenophorea, Peniculida, Parameciidae. The record is from RefSeq and is a predicted model, not a curated record. Gene Ontology annotation, biological process: cellular response to nitrogen starvation.